Molecule: messenger RNA, 465 nt
Organism: Arabis nemorensis
Lineage: Eukaryota; Viridiplantae; Streptophyta; Magnoliopsida; Brassicales; Brassicaceae
Source: the annotation of a GenBank genome assembly
AUGGAUCCGAAAUCACCGGAAUUUAUCAUUGAUGGGCCGCUUAACAGCUUAGGAUUCGUGUUCGAAGAGCUCUCCGCCACCAGAGUCUCCGGCCGCCUCACCCUAACUACUAAAUGCUGCCAGCCGUUCAAAGUCUUACACGGCGGCGUAUCCGCUCUGAUCGCCGAGGGACUCGCCAGUCUCGGCGCCGGAAUCGCGUCUGAUUAUAAACGCGUCGCUGGUAUCCAUCUCUCCAUCCACCACCUCCGACCUGCAGCCCUCGGCGAUUCCAUCUUCGCCGAAUCUUUUCCAGUCUCCGUCGGCAAAAAUAUUCAGGUCUGGGAGGUCCGGUUAUGGAAAACCAAGGACCUGGACAACAAGAUUAUGGUAUCAACAUCCCGGGUUACUCUCUUCUGCGGUGUACCUAUACCGGACCAACUUAAAGAUGCUCCCGACCAACUGAAGAAGUUUGUAUCCAAGUUGUAA